Molecule: messenger RNA, 2160 nt
Organism: Plasmodium knowlesi strain H
Lineage: Eukaryota; Apicomplexa; Aconoidasida; Haemosporida; Plasmodiidae
Product: 6-cysteine protein
Exons: 2
Coding region: 1-2160 (719 amino acids)
Source: RefSeq, a predicted model, not a curated record
AUGGCGGCUCUGGGUUCUGUGCUCGGCCUCCUCCUAUGGGUGUGCAUAGCAUGCAGAGUAGCUAGGGGGUUCUACUUCAACGUCGAAAAUGACAUAAUCUCCAAAGACACCAACAUGAAGCAGUGCUAUUCGGAGCACUUUGUAAAUUUUAAAGGAGAGAUUGUGCAAGUAUGUUUAGACAAAGUACCAUACGGAUCCCUGAAUAAAUACAAUAUCCUGAUUAGCUCCUACGGGGAAGACAAGAAAUGGACGAUGCAAAGUAAAGCUCUCGAUAACUAUACGACAAAGCUUUUGAAAUAUUUUUACAGUUUCACAAAUAACGAACAGCUAGUGGUGGUUUUCUGCUUUAACAAAAAUCUUUCGAACCCACCGUACGAAUGCUAUAGAAGCAUUACUAAUGAUUUAAAAACGUUGAAAACGGAGAAGAUACAAAUAGACUUGCGCAUGUUCGAACCAUCCUCCUUCAAUGACUACGCGCUGAACUCUUUCGACCUGUUCGGUGUGGGCCACUUCCUCAUUUGCGGGAUUAACAACAAGCGCAACUCCAAGCCCAACGUGGGAUUGCUCGUCAUCUGCCACGCUAGCGCGGAUGGGGGAUUCACCUGGAAGAAGAAACUUAACUUCUACCACCCCAACAUGGAUAAGAACACAACAUACGAAAGCCUGGUGCCGAAAAUCAGCGGAAAUGAAAUCGGCUUCCAGUACCUCGCGUCCAAAGUGUCCCUGACCAAGUAUUUCAAAUGCUAUUACAAGAAGGAUCACGAUUUCGAAUGCCAAGAUGUUAACAUGGUAAGAGAGCAAAGUUACAUUUGGGAUAUUGCAAAGAUUAGGGGUUACUACGUAUCUCCUAUUUCUGACGGAAAGGCACCCCCAACCCAGCUGUACUAUAUGUACAAGAACACAUACUUGAUGCCCAUAGAAGUUCCAAAAAGUAUUGGAACAGAAUAUAACCGAGGAAAGGUAUUCCAGUUGGACAACCAAAAGUUAAUCUAUAGUUACGCUAACGAGAAGGAGGCAUACACGUAUGUCUUGUCGCACACAGGUACAGUCAAAUACUGUACGCUCAUGUAUAUAAAGAGGGAAUACAUGAAUGCGGGGUUCAUCAAAAAAGGAAAUAACUACUACUGUGAUGUAAGCUACGAUGACCUAACCGUUGAAGGAGAUGAUAGAAUGUUUACAGUAAGUAUAUAUAACGGUGUAAGACAAGACAUACGAAAAUGCUUCUACCUAAAAUAUGAUAACAUGUUAGAACCUGUUAAUAUCGUGCACAAAAUUGAGAGCGUCUAUGAGUACAGCAACUUUUCAGUCUACACUCUAUACAUCAAAAAGGAUAUAGAGAAAUAUUUUCUGAAAGAUAUAAAAUUGGAAUGCUACUUAGGAGAAGAUUUCUACCUUUCCCUUAACAUCAACUUCAAGAAUAAUUUCAUUUUGGACAAUACAGAUGUGAAUCAAUCUCUUGUAAACCUCUACCCAAACAAUAUUAUAUAUUUUAAAUUACCAGAUGCAAGGUCUAAAAAUAUGAUCAAUACCGUUUCUUUUCCUCCGAAUACCAGAUAUAUCAAGGUGGAUGAGUACUAUUAUAUAUUUAAGCUCCCUUCUUUUAUUCCCACAGAGUCGUCUACGCAGAUGCCUUUCCUCAGUAACAUUGGUUCUCAGAAAACCCAGAAUAAAAAUGUUACUUUCCAUGCGGGUGGAGUGCAAGAACACAUCUUGGGUGUUGAUUUUUCCAGAAAAACCAAAGUCUGUGCAUAUGCAGGACUUGAUAAUAACUGCGAUAAGGUAAAGGUUCGAGGAAAUAAAGUUAGCGUUACCGUUAAUAUGGGGAUAGGAUCUGAAACUUCUACGCAAAUUAGCCUUGGUCUAAUAUGCCCGGUUAACAAGAAGAACAAGAAUACGUGUUUCAACGAAAUUUACGAUAAAAAGAAAAAGGUUUUCAUUCGGGAUCACCUGAACGACAGAAAAGGGUUCCUGACGAUAUAUCCAAAGACCUAUGUACACAUGCCCUCUCCAGGAGAGGAAGUUUUCGAAGAGUCUAUUCUCGUGUUGACUCCUCAGUUCAUAAACCUCUACAAUAGCAACCCGACCAAAUACAACAGCUCCUUCCUCUGCAAAUGCUAUGCCAACAACCGGGCCUAUGAGAUCACCUUCACUUUCGCCUAA